Hippopotamus amphibius kiboko is the source of this 876-nucleotide messenger RNA. RefSeq names its product LSM2 homolog, U6 small nuclear RNA and mRNA degradation associated (gene LSM2). Bases 226 to 513 code for a protein of 95 amino acids. Gene Ontology annotation, cellular component: catalytic step 2 spliceosome; P-body; U6 snRNP. Gene Ontology annotation, molecular function: RNA binding. The transcript has 5 exons. Gene Ontology annotation, biological process: mRNA splicing, via spliceosome. The record is from RefSeq and is a predicted model, not a curated record. NCBI's taxonomy places the organism in Eukaryota, Metazoa, Chordata, Mammalia, Artiodactyla, Hippopotamidae.
UUGGCGUUCUCCGCGGAUCUACCCUGCCCGCUCCUCCCGAGCUUCAAGGCUGCUGGCCCUCUCCUCGUUGCCUCGGAGCGCUCUGCGGCCCUUCCCGCUGCGCCUGCGGGACCCCGCCCCCCCCCCCCACGCGCGUGCUCGUGUUCCAGUUCCCGCCAGGCCUCCGGCGCACGGCACUCAGCCCUCGCUUUCCUGGUCCGGCGGGAAGCCCGCAGCGCAAGCACCAUGCUCUUCUAUUCCUUUUUCAAAUCCCUUGUGGGCAAGGAUGUGGUCGUGGAACUCAAGAAUGACCUGAGCAUCUGUGGAACCCUCCAUUCUGUGGAUCAGUAUCUCAACAUCAAACUAACUGACAUCAGUGUCACAGACCCUGAGAAAUACCCUCACAUGUUAUCAGUGAAGAACUGCUUCAUCAGGGGCUCAGUGGUUCGCUAUGUGCAGUUGCCAGCAGAUGAGGUCGACACACAGUUGCUACAGGAUGCAGCAAGGAAGGAGGCCCUGCAGCAGAAGCAGUGAUGGUUCCUCCUCCCUUCCCCACCUUCCAUUGGUGACCUUUAACCUCACGUCCCAGCCCUGGAGGCCUCCCUCCCAUACCUGAGGUGUUGUUUUUUGAUAGCAAAGGCUUUCUUUUUUUUUUUUUUUUUUUUUAAAGGAGUAUGGGUGAGGGGAAUGAUAGUGGGGAGCAGCUAUCCUUUGUUGAGAGGGGAGGAAAAGUAGGCUGGGGAACUGUGAAGCCUUCCCUGUCCCCAGCACCUGCCUUUCUCACUUCCUCCCUGGAGAUGGUGGGAGAAUCUCCUACAUCUUUCCAGGGUAGUGCGUGAUUCAUUUUGGGGAUGGAAGGAAUCUGUCCCGCAUCGGGAAUAAAAUUUAUGAUGCAAA